CCUUUCAUUCUUACAGCACCGAAGGAGACUGGAAACAUCAAGCAACCAUGGCAGUUUCUUAUUAUGGCAACAUAAUGGAUGUUGAAACUUCUGGGGCUUCGCUUCGAACCGCGAGAGCAGAAGGCCUAAAUGAUGGUGGAGUUCAAGCUUCAGAAACAAUUGCAGCCAAAGACCUCAAAUAUAUGGAGAAAUAUAAAACAAUGAUAAAGAAUGUCAGUCAGAAAACAGGCAUUGAUGCAGCUGUGAUUGCUGGUAUAAUCUCUCGAGAAUCUCAUGCUGGAACUGUUCUGAAAGAUGGCUGGGGUGACCAUGGAAACGGAUUUGGCUUAAUGCAGGUUGAUAAAAGAUACCAUAAAACAGUUGGCACAUGGGAUAGUGAAGCACCUAUUUCUCAGGGUGCCAGCAUUCUUUGUGACAUGAUAAAUAGAAUUGCAAAAAAGUUUCCACAAUGGACGAAGGAACAACAGCUCAAAGGCGGGAUUUCAGCCUACAACGCAGGACCUUGUAAUGUUCAAUCCUACGACAAAAUGGAUAUCGGCACAACAGGGAAUGAUUAUGCCAAUGAUGUUACUGCAAGAGCCAAGUUUUACAAGAUACAGAGUUACUAGUAAAAGUAAUCAAAUAAAUAAUUAAGUGCAACAGCCAACUUAUGACUCCUCAAGAGGGUUUCAAGGCAAAACAUGAGCAGAACCAUUACCUUCCCCUGUGUAGCAAGCCUGGUCUUUAUUGGUGGUCUCCCACCCAAGCACUAACCAUGCCCACGGUAGGGAGGAGUGACUCUCAGGCAGCAAAUUGUGAUAGAUUCAUUGUGAUUGGACAUACAGCUAGAGCUCUCUCUAACUUGCUGCCUGAGAGUUGCCUCCUGCUUCUUUUGCCUAUGAAACCUCUAAAAGCCAAGGUGGGGGGGAGAAGCCUGCUGCAAAUGGCUGCAGCUUCAUGAGUGCUUGCCCAUGCUGCCAGAUUGGUUUUGCUGGGAUUCUCUGGUUCUGUUGAGUUUUCGGGAGGCUAUCGGUUGAUGCUCUUUGUGUGUUUGGCAAUGACUUCUUUGCCCUAGAGAUAGCAUUGGAUUCCCGCCCCCAUAGGAACUAAUAGUCACUGGGGGGUACCUUGUUCAGGGGCCAGUAGAAUUGGACUCCUUGAUCCAAUCUUCUUGAAAUUUGGAAAGUCUUCAGAGGACAGCCAGUUGUCAACCUGUUGCAAUUUAGGUGUAGUUUGCUCCAAAAAUGCCCCCUACCUCCCUGAAAGAUUCCCCCAUCAAUAACAGUGGAGCUGAUUAUUUUUGUAUAUUUUCAAAAUUAACCAGGAAUGCAAUACCACUCUACCCAAGAAUCCUGGAUUUUAUUGGAAUUCCUGAAUAUACCCCCCAAAUACUGAUGAGGCACUUUUCAAGUAUAUUUUUGGACUGGAUAUACCAAAUUGCACACCCGUACUCUCACCCUAACUUAUCUCACAGGGUUGUUUUGGUGAUAAAAUAGAAGGCAGAACAACGUAAACUACUUUGUUGUCUUCACUGAUGAGAAAAGCAGGCUACAAAUGAACUAAAUAAAUAAAGCUUAUCAAAUUGUAACAAC
Messenger RNA from Eublepharis macularius, 1571 nucleotides. RefSeq names its product lysozyme g-like. Gene Ontology annotation, cellular component: extracellular region. The transcript is spliced from 5 exons. The record is from RefSeq and is a predicted model, not a curated record. Gene Ontology annotation, biological process: peptidoglycan catabolic process; defense response to Gram-positive bacterium. The coding region runs from base 48 to 608 and encodes 186 amino acids. Lineage: Eukaryota; Metazoa; Chordata; Lepidosauria; Squamata; Eublepharidae. Gene Ontology annotation, molecular function: lysozyme activity.